This is a messenger RNA of Fusarium venenatum, 1056 nucleotides long. RefSeq lists its product as uncharacterized. The record is from RefSeq and is a predicted model, not a curated record. Lineage: Eukaryota; Fungi; Ascomycota; Sordariomycetes; Hypocreales; Nectriaceae.
AUGUAUUGCAGAGCGUUAUACUUUCUUCUCAUCUUUCUGGGAAUCCUAGCUUGUCUAGCUGAUUCCUCACCAUGCAUCAAGAACACUGCCUCUCCUUGCAAGAACAAGAAGAAGGGGGGAAGAUUCCCGCGAUGCAUAAAACAGAAAGCUUCUCAUCAUGAAGUCCACCACCAUCACAAUGGAACGUACACGAUCGAAUGCGGUGACAAGCCUUUCAAGCCGGGAAACCACGACGACAAGAAGAACAAGUACGACAAGGACUACAGGUACAAGGAUGAUGAGGACAGGAAAGAGUGGGCCAACCGUAAACUCCACGACACCUAUCACGACUCCCAUCCAUUGAGAGACGACCCCAAGCAGUCAGAGAUGCGCAAGGUUACCUGGAGACCUCGUACACAUUUCAAUACAUUCAACAGCAAAUCGAACUUUCACAAUCAUAUUCGUCCCACACGCUUGGGAGAGUGGAGAAAGUCAAAGCCCGAAAAGCGACAUGCGCGCGGCGAAGUGUUUAAUCCACCAUAUCCCUUCAGUAUGGAUGAGGUCGUCGCUAUGAAGAAGGUCAACGUCACAAUCGAGCAGAACGGCAAAGACCCCAUCGCCAUAAACGUCAUCAUCCGGAACAACAGCAAGAUGAAUGUCACAAUCAUGACCCGCAACUCCCCUGUCGACAAAGACGCCUUCAAGCUGGGUCACUUCAGAGUUUAUCCGGAUGACACCAAGAUUAACUUUGCGCCCGAGAGGGAGGAUUACGAAUGGUAUCAUAGACCUAUGGGCAUGUUUAGUCGCCCGACGGACCCUAGAAAGGAGUAUCUUGAAUCAGACCUUACGCAUCUUCGUCCCAAUGAGACAGUCAAGCAGACCAUCAUCAUUCCUAGCGGCACUAAGGAGGAGAACAAACAGUGGUUAGAAAUGAUAAAACUCGCCAAGAAAAUCAAGAUGAGGGUGGAAGGAAAGUGGUUUGCGAUUGGCGCUUGGGACAAGGAACCUAGAUGGUCUAGAUCUGUUGACUUUAAGUAUGUAUCGAACACCAUAGACUUGGAAAUCCCAAGAGAGUAA